Microthlaspi erraticum is the source of this 1236-nucleotide messenger RNA. The record is from the annotation of a GenBank genome assembly. Lineage: Eukaryota; Viridiplantae; Streptophyta; Magnoliopsida; Brassicales; Brassicaceae.
AUGGACGUUUCUUCCAUUGGACGAACUAUAAGCCAAACUGAUCAAGACCCUUUGUUAAUGGAGCAAGAAUCUCACAAUAAUCCUCAACACAUCGUUGACAUCACAACAAGCAAUGACGAUGACUCGUCUUCAUCAAGAUCUUCUAUCGAUGAGCUGACUCCUGAGGUUAACUCACAUCAAGGCGAAGAGAGAAUAACAUCAAACGGCAACAUUACGCAUCCAUCUCCUUCAACUCCUCAGCAAAGAGCAAAUUCUACAGGGAAUGGUCGCCGUAGUAGUGCUAGUACUAGAAGGAGUCCAUUGAAUUCUGGACUUUGGAUUUCAGUUGAGUUAGUUGUCACUGUGGCUCAGAUUGUGGCAGCCAUAGUAGUCAUGGUUCUGGCUAAAGAUGAACAUCCAGAAGCGCCACUGUUUACUUGGGUUGUUGGAUACACCUCUGGCUGUAUAGCCACUCUCCCUAUUCUCUACUGGCGUUUUCGCACUUACAACCAAAGUUCGGUGCAAGAACGUGGCAGCUCUUCUCAGUCCAAUAAUAAUAACCCUUCAGAAUCCACACCUUACACAGCCGUCUCAGUGGUUCAAGCGCCAGACGAAGAAAAUGGCACCGACCUGAGAGCAGCACCUAGAACCAAUCAAGUUGGGGAUAGCUUAAGAACAAGGCUCAGUGGGAUGGUGGACCACUUCAAGAUGGCGAUUGAUUGUUUCUUUGCUGUGUGGUUUGUUGUGGGGAAUGUCUGGAUAUUUGGAGGUCACUCAUCUCCUUCUGAUUCUCCUAAACUGUACAGGUUAUGUAUAGCGUUCCUUACCUUCAGCUGCAUUGGAUACGCAAUGCCAUUCAUACUAUGCGCAACCAUCUGUUGCUGUUUGCCUUGCUUAAUCUCUGUUCUCGGGUUUCGGGAGAAUUUCUCACAAACUAGAGGAGCCACUCCGGAGGCCAUCAACGCUCUGCCUGUCUACAAAUUCAAAUCCAAAAGUAGAAACGAUUUGGAAUUUUCAGAGGAAGAUGAAGGUGGAUUUCUUCUGUUGGGAACAGAGAAGAAACGUCUUAUAUCAGGCGAAGAUGCCAGCUGUUGCAUCUGCUUGGCCAAAUAUGGAGACGACGAAGAAGUUAGAGAGCUGCCAUGCUUACAUGUGUUUCAUGUAAACUGUGUAGACAAAUGGCUGAAAAUCAAUGCGACUUGCCCUCUCUGUAAAAAUGAGGUCGGAGAAAGCAGUAGUAGCGCUUCUUCCUCAUAG